Molecule: messenger RNA, 582 nt
Organism: Prunus armeniaca (apricot)
Lineage: Eukaryota; Viridiplantae; Streptophyta; Magnoliopsida; Rosales; Rosaceae
Source: the annotation of a GenBank genome assembly
AUGGAGGGCUUCAAUUGCGGAACAGAAUCUUGGGUUUCUUCAAUCCGAAAAAACCCAGAUGAACAAACCCAUCAAUCACUACAAACCUCUUCUUCUUCUGAGAUCAUGCUAGGAAUCGGAGAAGAAGAAUGGCCGAAGUUGAAAAGCUUGAAGAGCAAGAAGAAGAAAAAGAACCAAGUUUUGCUUGAAGGGUAUGUAGAGUCAGCCGAUGAGGAUGAUUUGUCUAGGACCAAGAGCUUGACGGAUGAGGAUCUUGACGAGCUCAAAGGGUGUUUGGAUCUGGGAUUUGGGUUCAGCUACGAAGAGAUUCCUGAGCUCUGUAACACCUUGCCUGCUCUUGAGCUUUGUUAUUCUAUGAGCCAGAAAUUCAUGGACGAAAACCAGAAGUUGCCGGAGAAUUCUCCGACCACAGUUGAUUCGUGCCCUUCGGUUUCAAGUCCAAUUGCCAAUUGGAAGAUCUCUAGUCCUGGUGACCAUCCUGAGGAUGUGAAAGCAAGGCUCAAAUACUGGGCACAGGCUGUGGCAUGCACCGUUAGGUUGGACCUUCAUCGGGAGCUUGCGCUUCACUGGUUUAUUCUGUAA